AUGGCUCGCGGUAACGCCCAACAAACCCAGGUCUUCUACAAGGGCAGCAGCGGCGACCAGUUCACAGUCUUUAUUGACAGCGAGGAGGAACUCAAGAAGUGGAAGGCAGACUCGAGUAUCCCACUUACGAGCGUAGUUGCUGGCUGGAAGAUUCUGGUACCUGAGCACGGCAAGCAGGGCAUCCUAAACACGGCCAGCAAGCAACAACUGGAGAAUGAAUUCGGCACUUCAAACGAGGAUGAGAUCAUCAAGAAGAUCCUCACCUCUGGCUCUGUGCAGUCGAGCGAGAACUCCGAGCGCAUUGGCAUCACCAACGACUCCAAGGGCCCCAUGAUCGGCCACUAG
Plenodomus lingam JN3 is the source of this 345-nucleotide messenger RNA. RefSeq lists its product as uncharacterized. Lineage: Eukaryota; Fungi; Ascomycota; Dothideomycetes; Pleosporales; Leptosphaeriaceae. The record is from RefSeq and is a predicted model, not a curated record.